AUGAUUCGACGUGCGCUUUAUGGUCUGGGGACCACUCCAAUGGCCCCCCGACCUUGCUUAUUCAAUCCGCGUCUUACUAAAACCACUUUACUACGCUUCAAUUCCACGACCCUGCCUGCCAGUGCUGAAGAUCUUAUUAAAAAGGGCCAAAAGGCUGAAGAGCAACAAGAGCAGGACGAGCAGUCCCAUGUCCAGGAGACCACUGGUGUCAUUGAGAAGAACUACCGCGAAGGUCUUCUUUAUUUCACAGAAAUGUAUCCUGUUGUUCCUAUUUCCUAUGAACCUGCUUCUACAAUUUUGUCCAUGGUCUUUGGAUUGACCGAAUCUCGCGUCAAAAACAUUCUCACGAGCCAUGCUGUUCCGUCUGAUUUGCCUGUUACUUUUUCCCAGAUUAUCCCCCGUUAUAAGGAUGGUGGUGUUUUUGCCAAGUAUAAGAUUGAUAAGGAUGCUCCUCCUGAAUUGUCGACCAAAGAUGUCGAGUCCAUUCUGUACACUCAUCUCAAGGAAAACCCCUACCGGCCUCUUUACAACCCGCUUAACAAAGUCAAGGCAUUCCCCGUUCGAGGUGUGCCUUGGAUUGAGGACUUGCGCCGACGUGUGAGCCGCAAAGUCCGUGUGGUUUUUGAGGGUGAUGAUUUGUCCCAGGAAACAGUUUACUCAGUGCUCAGAAGAUAUGGUCCCAUCAAAGACAUUACGUCUGUUCCUUCCAAGGACACGUCUGCUAAAUGCUUAGUUGUGGAGUAUACUCGCAAGAAGGAUGCGUCUACGGCCCGAAACUGUGUCAAUUCGCUGGUUGUUGGUAACACCAAGAUUCACAUUACUUAUAUCCCUGUGGAAGGUGUCAAUUUUUUCCAAAAGACUAUUGUUGAUCACCCUCGUAUUUCCAUCCCGAUUUUGCUUGCUUUGUUGGCCGCUUUUGCUGUCUUUGUCUUUAACCCUAUUCGCGUAUGGUUUAUCGAGCGCAAGGUAACUGGCGCAACUUUUAGUUCUACGUUUGACAACUAUGGUUUUGUCAAGUGGCUUCGUACUGUGACCCGCUCGACGUUUUCCACCUUGAGCCGAUACCUCCAUUUAAAUUCUGACCGGUACGCGCCGUCCUUUGAGUCACUCUGGAAAGAGCGCCAGCAGAUUGUGCAGCGGUUGAGACAAUGGCUUGAUGAAAAUGUCAAUACGUUCAUUGUGGUGACAGGCCCCCGGGGUAAUGGUAAGCGCGAGCUGGUAAAUAAAUUUGUGGUGAAUGACAGGGGAAACGUCUUGUCAAUUGACUGUGACCAGCUUAUCAAAGCUCAAAACGACCCGGCGUUUAUUCGGAUUGCAGCCAGUCAGCUGGGAUACUUUCCAGUGUUCCCAUGGAUGAACAACCUGGCCACGUAUUUUGAUUUGAUUAUCCAAGGUUUGACGGGUCAAAAGUCUGGGUUUGCAGAGUCGACAGAGCAGCAGUUCAAGUCGAUGCUGACAACGACUGUUGCCGCACUGCGUAAAAUUGCGCUUGAAAAAUAUCAGGAGGCAGCCAAGGACGAAGCAGUCCGUGCAAACAAUGGCGAUGCUUGUGGUUACACUCAAACGCAUGCAAGCAAUUACCUAACUGAAGAUUCAUAUUUGCAACUACAUGCAGAAGUCAAGCCUGUGAUUGUUAUUUCGCACUUUAUGAACAAGUCUGAUCAGUCACGUCAGUUUGUUUACAAAUAUCUUGCUGAGUUUGCGUCGAUUCUUGUGCAGACCAAUCUUGCACAUGUUGUUUUCAUUACCAACGACAUGGCCUUUGAGUCUGUUUUAGCACCUGCUUUGCCCAACCGGUUGUUUAAGAUUGCUACUGUUGGCGAUGCUGAUCCAGACGACGCCAAGCGGUUUGUUUUGAAUCAGAUUUUCGAGGCCAGGGAAACUGCACGUGUGGCUAGAGCUAAUACCCUUGCGGCGGAUGCUGACCAGCGUAGUAAUUAUCAGUCGCAGAAGCUAGAUCUUGCUAAGGAAAAGAAGGAAGAAGAGAAUAUUCAGAAUGCCCGCAAGGAGCUUGAGAAGAAGAAGGCACAGAGCGUUGGUAUUGGUGGCCAGGUUGUUGGGUUUGUGAGUGGGAUUUUCUCGAGCUCCAAGCCUGAUGAUUUAAAUGAGAAGCUUCUUGAGCAAAAGAAGGGGUCUGGGUUGCAGCAUCACGAGUCGUCUCCUGGGUUGAUUUUUGAGGGAGAUGAUUUCAAUCAAGAUGCAAUUGACCGGGAGUUCCCGUACCUUGAUUAUGCACUUGUGCCUCUGGGCGGACGGUUGACGGACCUGCAAUCGUUUGCACGACGACUCAAGUCUGGACAAGCACCUUUAGAUGCCGCAGAAGAUAUGGUUGAUCAAAGCGCGGCAGAGAUUUUGCAAAUGUACUUGUUCCGAACCGGACGUGUGGGCAAUGAUAGCCAGGGAGAGUGGACGCCUGAGCAAGUAUGGACACUAGUCAAGGAACUUGGGCAGUUAUCGAAGUACCCGUUUACGAGGGAGCGACAAGUUGCUUUGGCCAAGGUCGGGGUUGCACCUGGGUCAGACCGUGGAGGAUCGAAAGUGAACCCACAUAGUAACAUUGCGUACGUUCCCAAGGACUCUGAGCCAGAAAUAUCAGCCAGCUAUUUGUUUUUAGACCCGAACUUUAAGACACGAGACCAGCAAAAGGCGCUACGAGCGCUGCAGCAAGCAGAAAUGGUGAACCUUGUUCACGAUGGGGGUCGCAAUGUGGCAAUCAAGGCAGGAAAGCCAUUGUACCAAGCCGCGUUUAAGGCAAUUACAGAAGACAAGGUGUUAUAUGCGAUUCAGGAGAGUGCAUUGCUGGAGAGCGCGAUUGCAGGCGAGACGCGUAAGAUUGAAAAGUGGGAAGAGGAACUGCGGUUGUUGAGUAAAACACCGUACCGCCGGGAAAUCGGGGAGCGGGUGACGUACUUGACAGGGAAGAUGAAGCAGUCGCAGGACAAGAUCAAGGGGUACGAGGUGCGGUUUUUCAAGCAGCGAGAUGUGAUGGGAGGGAAGUAA
Molecule: messenger RNA, 3000 nt
Organism: Magnusiomyces paraingens
Lineage: Eukaryota; Fungi; Ascomycota; Dipodascomycetes; Dipodascales; Dipodascaceae
Exons: 1
Coding region: 1-3000 (999 amino acids)
Cellular component (GO): mitochondrial inner membrane
Molecular function (GO): RNA binding
Source: RefSeq, a predicted model, not a curated record